AUGAGUACACAUAAACACCAUGUGAAUGUCUACAAUUCUAUGUGGCACAGGUCAAAACACUAUACAAAUACGGAGCAAGGUGCCCACGAACGCCGGCUCCUCGGAGAUCUUCUGGCCAACUACAACACGCUCGAGCGCCCGGUCUUCAACGAGUCCGAGCCGCUCAUCCUCAGCUUCGGUCUCACCUUGCAGCAGAUUAUCGACGUAGACGAAAAAAAUCAGAUAAUAACAACAAACCUAUGGUUAAACCUGGAUGAAAAUAAUCAACUAAUUAUUACAAAUAUCUGGUUAACCUUGGAUUGGAUUGACGUGAACCUCCGCUGGGAUCCAAAGCUCUACGGCGGAGUGCAGGAAGUGCGGAUCCCGCCGAGCAAAAUUUGGAAACCCGACGUGCUGAUGUACAACAGCGCGGACGAAAAAUUCGACGGGACGUAUCCUAGAAACGUUGUUGUCCGCCACAACGGCAGCUGUAACUACAUCCUACUGGGUAUAUUUAAAAGCACGUGCAAGAUCGACAUUACUUGGUUCCCCUUUGACGACCAGAAGUGCGACCUCAAAUUCGGUUCGUGGACACACAGCGGCUACCAGUUGGACCUGCGAGUCAAAAGCGACGAGGGAGGAGACCUAUCCUCCUACAUCUCCAACGGCGAAUGGGACCUCAUUGCCGUGCCGGGUAUCCGUAACGAGAAAGAGUAUGCCUGCUGUCCGGAGCCGUACAUCGACAUCACGUACACGAUACACAUCCGGAGGCGGACUCUGUACUACGGCUUCAAUCUCAUCAUCCCCUGCGUGCUCAUCUCCUCCAUGACCCUCCUCGGGUUCACCCUGCCUCCCGACACUGGAGAGGGGCUCACCCUGCGCAACUGUGCUUAUAAUCAUAAACGGCAAAAUAUACGGAAGGUAGAAUAUAAAUGA
Ixodes scapularis (black-legged tick) is the source of this 915-nucleotide messenger RNA. Its product is annotated as neuronal acetylcholine receptor subunit alpha-7-like. Gene Ontology annotation, molecular function: transmembrane signaling receptor activity; acetylcholine-gated monoatomic cation-selective channel activity. Gene Ontology annotation, biological process: monoatomic ion transmembrane transport; signal transduction; chemical synaptic transmission. NCBI's taxonomy places the organism in Eukaryota, Metazoa, Arthropoda, Arachnida, Ixodida, Ixodidae. Gene Ontology annotation, cellular component: postsynaptic membrane; synapse; neuron projection. The coding region runs from base 1 to 915 and encodes 304 amino acids. The record is from RefSeq and is a predicted model, not a curated record. The transcript is spliced from 8 exons.